Molecule: messenger RNA, 2914 nt
Organism: Cuculus canorus (common cuckoo)
Lineage: Eukaryota; Metazoa; Chordata; Aves; Cuculiformes; Cuculidae
Gene: ZBTB17
Product: zinc finger and BTB domain containing 17
Exons: 17
Coding region: 410-2818 (802 amino acids)
Biological process (GO): regulation of transcription by RNA polymerase II
Molecular function (GO): RNA polymerase II cis-regulatory region sequence-specific DNA binding; DNA-binding transcription factor activity; protein binding
Source: RefSeq, a predicted model, not a curated record
UGAAUGUGAGCUCGCCUUCUGGUUCCGCUGCCAACCACAAACUCCAGAGCCCUUCUCUGUUUCAUUCACUUCACUCCACCAUGUCCAGGGAUCUUUUUUUCCUGUUUUCAACCUGGAAACUUGUUAAAAAGCUGUGGAUCCUCGCAAGAGGCAGCUCAGUUUAAGCUCCUCUUCGUUCAGUGAUCAGAUUGGUUCCUGGAAAUGAGGACAGACUCCUCUUCGCAGAGACUGAAAGGAUUAUGGCUGCUUUGUUCCUGGAGCUGACACACGAGAAGGGAGAUGACGGAUGGCUGCGUAGAGACUGAGUUUCAUACCGACAGGGAAGGGGGGAAGCUGUGGAGGAGAGCUGCAACCGUCUCAGCCGCAGCCUCAGCCCUCCGGAUCUCUCCACUCCUCGCAGCUCAGGGCCAUGGAUUUCCCCCAGCACAGCAAACAAGUCCUGGAGCAGCUGAACCAGCAGCGGCAGCUGGGUUUGCUGUGCGACUGCACCUUCGUGGUGGACGGCAUCAACUUUAAGGCCCACAAAGCCGUGCUGGCCGCCUGCAGCGAGUACUUCAGGAUGCUUUUUGUUGACCAGAAGGACGUGGUGCACCUCGACAUCAGCAAUGCAGCAGGCCUGGGCCAGGUUUUGGAGUUCAUGUACACAGCGAAGCUAAGCCUCAACCCCGACAACGUGGAAGACGUGCUGGCCGUGGCAGGAUUCCUCCAAAUGCAGGAGAUCGUUAGCGCUUGCAAUGCUCUCAAGUCCCUCGCCGUGCUGGCAGAAAGCCAGCAGCCCCCGGCCGAGAUGGGGGCAGACAAGGUGACUGCCGAGGACAAGGCGUCAGCAGAAGCAGCACCGGGUGAUGCUGACAAAACAAAACCAGCGGCUCCUGACCCAGAAGGGAAGAAAGAGGCACCCGCGACUGCAGCAGCACAGCCCGAGGCACAGCCGGAGCAGCCAGGUGUCCAAGACGGGGCAGAUGUUGCCAUCCAGGAGGGCCCCAACACUGAAUUUCCCAGCCAUCCGCAGCCGAUGGAGAGUGUGGUUGACAGCAGCAGCCCCACAGCGAAGGACAACGUCUCUCCGAGUGCCGAAACAGGAGAGGUGGAGCUGGAAGUGAAGGAGGAAGAGGGGGAGGUGAUGGCUGAGGACAAAGAGGAGGCUAAAAUCCCUGAGGAAGAGCAGCCCCAGAUAGAAAACGGCGAAAACGCUGAAGAUAACGAAUCGGGGAGCACUGACUCCGGGCAGGAAAAUUCAGGCGAGACCCGUCUGCUCCGUUCGGGGACGUACAGCGACAGGACCGAGUCGAAAGCCUACGGCUCUGUCACACACAAGUGUGAGGACUGCGGGAAGGAGUUCACCCACACCGGGAAUUUCAAGAGGCACAUCCGUAUCCACACCGGUGAGAAGCCCUUUUCCUGCAGGGAGUGCAACAAAGCCUUCUCUGACCCAGCUGCCUGCAAAGCCCACGAGAAGACACACAGCCCACUGAAGCCCUACGGCUGCGAGGAGUGUGGGAAGAGCUACCGCCUCAUCAGCCUGCUGAACCUCCACAAGAAACGGCACACGGGGGAGGCCAAGUACCGCUGCGACGACUGCGGCAAGCUCUUCACCACCUCGGGCAACCUCAAACGGCACCAGCUGGUCCACAGCGGCGAGAAACCCUACCAGUGCGACUACUGCGGCCGCUCCUUCUCCGAUCCCACCUCGAAAAUGCGACACCUGGAGACCCACGACACCAACAAGGAGCACAAGUGUCCCCACUGUGACAAGAAAUUCAAUCAGGUGGGGAACUUGAAGGCUCACUUGAAGAUCCACAUCGCGGACGGGCCCCUGAAGUGUCGGGAGUGCGGCAAGCAGUUCACCACUUCAGGCAACCUGAAACGGCACCUCCGGAUCCACAGCGGGGAGAAACCCUACGUCUGCGUCUACUGCCAGCGCCAGUUCGCCGACCCCGGGGCGCUGCAGCGGCACAUCCGCAUCCACACCGGAGAAAAGCCGUGCCAGUGCUUGAUCUGCGGAAAAGCCUUCACCCAAGCGAGCUCCCUCAUCGCCCACGUGCGCCAGCACACGGGGGAGAAGCCGUACGUCUGCGAGCGCUGCGGCAAGAGGUUCGUCCAGUCCAGCCAACUGGCCAACCACAUCCGUCACCACGAUAACAUCCGACCCCACAAAUGCACCGUCUGCAACAAAGCCUUCGUCAACGUGGGCGAUCUCUCCAAACACAUCAUUAUCCACACGGGGGAGAAGCCGUUCCUGUGUGAUAAGUGCGGGCGGGGUUUUAACCGGGUGGACAACCUGCGUUCCCACGUGAAGACGGUGCAUCAAGGCAAGGCGGGAAUCAAAAUCCUGGAGCCGGAAGAAGGAGAUGAAGUCAACAUCGUCACAGUGGCUUCCGAUGACAUGGUGACGCUGGCCACCGAGGCGCUGGCGGCCACCGCAGUCACACAGCUGACGGUGGUGCCCGUGGCCGCCGCCGUCACUGCCGAUGAGACAGAAGCGCUGAAAGCUGAGAUCACCAAAGCCGUGAAGCAAGUGCAGGAGGCAGAUCCCAACACUCAGAUCCUUUACGCCUGCGAUUCCUGUGGGGAGAAGUUCCUGGAUGCCAGCAGCCUGGCGCAGCACGUCCGCAUCCACACGGCGCAGGCCCUCGUCAUGUUCCAGGCCGACACGGACUUUUACCAGCAGUACGGAACCGCCGCCGCCUGGCAAACGGAGCAGGUUAUUCCCGCCGGAGAACUGCUCUUCCGAACCCGCGACAGCCCUGCCGAGCCCCCCGCUGCCCCCCUGGCGCCCGCGCCCACGGCUGGGGAGGCUCCAGCGCCCCCCGAGUGACUCCCCUCGCCUUUAUUUAACAGAUUUAUUAUUCCAGCUGCUUGGAAGCGGUGGACAAAGUGUAUUUGAGGAAGGAGAGAUGGAAUAAAUUGGAAU